Messenger RNA from Rotaria sordida, 4942 nucleotides. Lineage: Eukaryota; Metazoa; Rotifera; Eurotatoria; Philodinida; Philodinidae. The record is from the annotation of a GenBank genome assembly.
AUGACUUCAAGAAUAAUAACAACAUCUAAAAAUACUAAUGAUCAACAACAAGAUUUACAAACAUUAAAAAAGAUGUUAAAAAAUUCAGCUUAUCCAGAAAAAGGGAUCAGUAAAUUGAUUGAACAAACAAUUCGAUCAAGUAAUCAACCAUUAAAUGAAGAAACAAAAGUUGGUAUAUGGAAAAGAAUAAAACAACAUGAAAACGAAAUUUUAAAAGAUAAAGAUGAAUCAAAAUCGGAAAUUGUUCAGCACUUCCAUUCAGGACGAUAUCAAUGUAUGUUUCAUCUUGAAGAAGCUUUUAUAAUCGAUACUGCAGCAAAUUGGUUUAAGAGAAGGACAAAAGAAGCUAUUUAUUCUAUAAUAAAUGAAUCUGUUAACAAAUUUCGUCAUCAACUGAAUGUACAUACAUUUCUUAUGUUUAUCAAAUUGUUAUGCAUUGUAUAUACUCUUUUUGUUUCAAUUUUCAGUGAACAAUUACAGCCUCCAAUAAUUUUACGUGAAUCAAGUGAUGAUGAUGUACCAUUAGGUUCUCGUAAAGUUUUUACUUGUAAUGCAAUUGGUUAUCCUCCUCCAACUUAUAUGUGGUUACGUGAAUGGGAAAAUUUAACAUCAAAUUUUUCUUCAUUUAGUUAUUUUGAAAUAACAUCAGCUAAAAAACAAGAUCAAGGUUCAUAUAGAUGUUUAGCUAAAAAUGAUGUUGGUAUUGUUGCAAGUAAAUCAACACAUUUAACAAUAUGGUAUUUUGAUGGUUUAAUUAAUAAUCAACGUGAUCAAUUUAUAAAUGUUUAUGAAUCUGAUGCAAUUAUUUUAUAUUUACCAAUAAUAAAUUCAUCACCUGAACCAAGUGUACAAUGGUUUAUGAAAAGUAGUUCAUUAUCACGUGAUAAUAAACGUAUUAUAAUUAAUGAAAAAUAUUUUAUUACAUCAAAACAUAAUCUUGUUAUACUUAAUACAGAAUAUCAAGAUGAAAAAAUUUAUUUUGCUAUUAUUGAAAAUAUAUUUGUUGGUGGUACAAAACAAUCAUCAGAUUAUCGUUUACAAAUUAAUCGACGAAAAACUUCAUUUCAAAAUUCUAUACCAGAAUUUAUUAUUAAACCAAUAGAUCAAUUAGCAACAAUUGGUGAUCCUAUUAAAUCAUUUGAAUGUGUUGCUAAUGCUGGUUCUAGUAAUUCUAUUGAAAUAAUUUGGCAAAAAAAUUCUGUAUUAAUUGAUCAAACAAAUGGACGAUUUCAUAUUGGUCCUUAUAAUCGUACACUUGAAGUUCGUGGAAUAAUUGCUGAUGAUCAAGGAAUAUAUUCAUGUCAUGUACGAAUACGAAAUAGUGAAAUAUUUAUAAAUGCAAGUGCAAAAUUAAUUGUUCGAGGUGUUCCUAUAAUAACAACAAAUUUUCCACUUAUACAAAAUGUUGAUUUACAAGAUAAAGUAAUUUUUACUUGUGAUGGAACACAAGCAUCAAUAGAUGUUAAUGUAACAUGGUAUAAAAAUGCUGUUCGUUUAAUAAAUCAAUCAUCGAAAAUUCAAUUAAUUGAAAAUAAAUUAAUAAUUAAUGAUAUUGAAUGGAAUGAUCAAGGUAUGUAUCAAUGUUUUUUAACAAAUGAUGUUGGUGAAGAUACUCGUUCAACAUGGUUAAAAAUUAAAAGUGAACCACCGACUGUAUCUGUUAGUAAAGAUUUAAUAGUUUUUAAUGGAACUGAUGUUCAAUUAACAUGUAAUGUCAAUGGAUCACCAUGGCCAAAUAUAACUUGGUUUAAAUUAAAUUUAAAUAAUAAUGAACGAAUUUUAUUAAAUAAUAUUUAUGGAAGAUUUCAUAUUGAUCAUCGAACUGGUAUUUUAUCAAUAUCAAAUACAAUACGAAAUGAUUCUGGUCUAUAUGAAUGUUUAGCACAAAAUAUUCUUGGAUCAGCAAAUGCACAUACAACAUUACUUGUUCGUCGACGAACAAGAAUUAUAUCAUUACCACAAACAAUGAAAAUUAUUAAAGCACAAUCAUUAAUACUUGUUUGUCAUGUAUUUAAUGAAGAUGAUGUAUCAAAAAAAAUUUCUUGGUAUUUUAAUUCUAAUCAAAUUAUAUCACAAAAUAAAUUUUAUAAUGAAAGUACAAUUUUAAUUGAUACACCACAAAAUCAAGAUACAGGUAAUUAUACUUGUAAAGUCGAAUCCGAAGCAGGUAAUGAUAGUCGUACAACAGAAGUUACAGUUAUUGAAUUACCUUGGCCACCAACAUUUGUUCGAGCAUCACUUGUCAAUGAUUCUAUAAGUAAAUCAAUUGUUGUUAAUUUAACUUGGAUACCUAAUUUUGAUGGAAAUAUGCCAAUUGAACGAUAUACAAUUCAAAUGAAAGAUAGUACAUUAUCAGAUAUUAAUGAAUUAUCUUCAUUCAAUGAUGAACUCGGAUGGGAAAAUAAAGAAGAUAUUAUUAUACAAAAACAUCCUACCAAAACUUGGAGUUUAUUACGUGGUCUUCGACCAUUUACAACCUAUCGGUUUCGAUUAUCAGCUUGGAAUCAAUUAGGAGAAGGUCAAAUAAGUGCUCCUAGUAACAAAGUUACUUUGCCAGAAGAAAUUCCAAAUGGUACUGUUAAAUCUCUAACAGCUAUUCCUCGUGAUUCAACAUCUGUAUUUAUUGAAUAUACAAAACCAAUUGAAUCAAGUAUUAAUGGACAAUUAAUUGGUUAUGAUAUUAAUUAUGCAUUAAAUUAUCCAAAUUUAAAUUGGAAAUCAAUUCGUGUUAAUUCAUCCACACAAUCAUAUAUUUUAAAAGAUUUAAUGACAUGGGAAUCAUAUUUAAUAUCUGUAUCAGUUGUUAAUAAUGUUGGUAUUGGUCCAGCAAGUGAAAUAGUUAAAGUUCGUACACUUGAAGGUAUACCAAGUCGUGCACCAACAAUUAUUCAAUAUGAACCAAUGAAUUCUACAGCAAUUAUGAUUAAAUGGCAUGGUCCAUCUUCAUCAUAUAUUAAUGGAAUUCUUAACUCAUUUAAAAUUGAAUUAACUGAUUUAAAUCGAAAUAUAACAUUUUAUCAAGAACAACAAGCUAAACCUAUUGAAUUCUAUCAACUUAUUAUUAGUAAUUUAAAAAAAUAUACAAAUUACUCAAUUAGAAUUAAUUGUGCAACUAAAAUUGGUAGUGGACCAUGGUUAACACCAAUGAUUUAUGUUCAAACACUUGAAGAUGUUCCUGAUCAAGUAGAAAAUUUAACUUUUUCUAAUGUAUAUGAUACAUCAUUGGAUAUAAGUUGGCAAAAACCAUUGGAAAUAAAUGGAUAUUUAAUUGGUUAUGAACUUGAAUGGUAUCAAAUGAAUAAUACACAAUUAAAUUUAACAGAUCGUUCAAUAAUUGAAAUUGAACCUGAUUUAACAACAUAUAAAAUAAAUAAUUUAUCAGCAACAACAUGGUAUUUAAUAAGUGUUCGAGCUAAAACACGAAAAGGUUUUGGUUUAAAACGUUCAGCAUCAAUUGAAUCAGGUUAUCCACCUGAAAUGCCAUCACCACCAACUAAUCUUGAAAUUAUUUCAAUUGAAAAACGUUCUGUAACAAUAAAAUUUUCACCUGGUUAUACAGGUAAAACAAAUAUUUUACGUUAUAUUAUUCAAAUUCAAAUGAGAAGUAAUAAUUCACAAUGGGAAAAUAUUCAAUCUUUUUCUAUUGAUCAAUCAAAAUUAAUUGUUCGUGAUUUAUAUCCUAAUAAAUUAUAUCGAAUACGAAUGUUAGCUGUUAAUAUUAAAGGAAUAAGUAAUACAAGUAUUCCAACAGAUUUCUUUCGAACAAAACCAGAUGUACCAUCAAGUGUACCACAAAUAUUAUUAGCACAAGCAAUUAAUUCAAGUGCUAUAAGAGUUCGAUGGAUGCCAAUUGCAACUAAUGAAUGGAAUUCCAUGUCAUCAAAUGGAAAAGAUAUUGGUUAUAUAAUUUCAAUUAAUGAUUCACUAACACGAAAUAUUAAAAUUGAAGAUCCAUUAAAAAUGGAAUUUAUAUUUAAUAAUUUAUCACCAGCAAAUACAUUAUUUCUUAUUCGAUUACAUACUUAUAAUCGUAUUGGUAUGAGUAAAAUUUCAAUAGAAACUAUUGAAAAAACAUUUGAAAAUGUACCUCUUCAUCCACCAUCAAAUAUUCGAAUUGAUUUAAUAAAUGGAACAUCAGCUAGAAUUCAUUGGAAUUCAUUAAAUCCAAUUGAUCAAGGUGGUUUUAUUACUAAUUAUAAGAUAAUGUAUUUUUCAUUAUUAUUACCUCAAAUAAUUCAUACCAUUGAUUAUUCAAAUAAUAGUUCAUCAAUUAGUUAUAUUUUAAAUAAUCUUGAUGGUUAUACAAAUUAUUCAUGUUCGAUAAGUGCAUGUACAUCAAGCGGAUGUAGUGUAUAUAGUCAAUCAUUUGUAUUUAUUACAGAUGAAAGUGUUCCCUCAAAACCAACUGAAGUUUUCUUUCCUGAUGUUGAUCAUUGGUCAGCAAAAAUGACAUGGCAACAACCAACAAAACUAAAUGGAAUUCUAAUUAGUUAUAAACUUGUAUAUUGGCGUUCAGAUGAUGAACAAACACGAAUUGAAAUUGAUAAUUUAACUAGUACAAUAAAUUCUUAUCUAGUUGAAAGUAUGAUAAUAUUAUUAAGAAAAAAUUAUAAAUCGUGUUAGGUCUUUUUUUUGCCUAUAAAUAAUAAGCGGUAGAAGAGUGUGGAUGUUGAGUAUAUUAAGACGAUCAAAUUGAGUGUAUCUUAUGCUAAUCAAUAGUAGAGAUGUCUUCUUUUGUUGUUUAUCGAAACUCAAGUUAAUUUUCAGGUAAUCAAAGAGCUUUAAAUUGUAAUAAGACGAUUCUAUAGUGGAUUAAUCAUAAAAAUUUUCCUAUAAGUUCAUCUGAAUUCUUGAUCUUGAAUUAAGUCUUACGUCUAGAAAUAAAAGAACGUAUUAAAUUUGGAAAUAUUUCAUUUUAAAGUAGCAAAUUUUUUUUUUCUAA